Molecule: messenger RNA, 795 nt
Organism: Plodia interpunctella (Indianmeal moth)
Lineage: Eukaryota; Metazoa; Arthropoda; Insecta; Lepidoptera; Pyralidae
Product: cilia- and flagella-associated protein 144-like
Exons: 4
Coding region: 138-554 (138 amino acids)
Cellular component (GO): ciliary base
Source: RefSeq, a predicted model, not a curated record
AAGAAUUAAAAAAUCAUUUGACACUAAACCGUGUGACGUUUGAUAUUUGAGUGUUUGUUUGAUGCAUUUUUGAUUUUUAUUUACACAUAUUAUAUUCUGCAUUAGUUUUUUACAUAAAAAAUAUAAAAAACAGGACCAUGGUUGAAGGCAAGUGUACGUUCGGCUCGAGGAUGCCGAUUGACAUCCACAUGCUCAACGAGAUCAUCUCCAGGGAGGUCAAACACUUCAAGAACUACAAGAUCUACAGGCCCAAUUUUGGCUCGAUACCCGUCACGGGCAAGUUUUACGCUUCACACGACCAGCACAAAGAGGAGUCCACGGAACAAGAGGAGAAGGUGAAGACGUACCACCAAAACGUGGCCCAGACCAGGGCCAAGGGGCCUCGAAGCAAGUACCCCGCGCCGGUCACAGAGAACCAGGUUUACGGCUGGUACUUCAAGCCGCUGGUUCCUAUGGACCGCAACGACCGCCGCUUCUACAACCCGAAGAAGGAGAGCAGUCACACAAAGGUCGAAAUCAUCAUCCUGAUGGCCAAUCCGAAGAAACGACCUUAACAACUCUCUCUCUCUCUCUCUCGUCUAGCAAUAGAGCCCACUAUCUGCUUCUACUUUUUCUUCUCCACUUCGCACGAUCUUCAGCAUUCUUAUAUGUUCGACGAUAAUUAGCACGCAUUUUAUCCUUGACGACACCAAGCCAUACAUAAAUGAUUGUGUAAAAUAAAUAAUCAAAUUGUGUUUCAAUCAAAAACUAUAAAUAUACACAAUUAUCGAGUGACAAAAUUUGUUUCUCUCCGGA